This is a messenger RNA of Aspergillus viridinutans, 816 nucleotides long. RefSeq lists its product as uncharacterized. The transcript has 3 exons. NCBI's taxonomy places the organism in Eukaryota, Fungi, Ascomycota, Eurotiomycetes, Eurotiales, Aspergillaceae. Gene Ontology annotation, molecular function: acylglycerone-phosphate reductase (NADP+) activity; triacylglycerol lipase activity. Gene Ontology annotation, cellular component: endoplasmic reticulum; lipid droplet. The record is from RefSeq and is a predicted model, not a curated record. Gene Ontology annotation, biological process: triglyceride catabolic process; phosphatidic acid biosynthetic process. The coding region runs from base 1 to 816 and encodes 271 amino acids.
AUGACAAACGGCUCCGUCCUCAUAACCGGCUGCAGCGACGGCGGCAUCGGCUCCGCCCUCGCCCUUGCCUUCCAAGCAAAGAACUACCACGUCUUCGCAACAGCACGCAACCCCUCCAAGAUGACCGCUCUCCACAACAUCCCCAACAUCACCCUCCUCACCCUCGACGUAACAAACCUUACACACAUCACCACCGCCGUAGACACAGUCCGUAACGCAACAGCCGGCUCCCUAACCUACCUCAUCAACAACGCCGGCCGAAACCACUUCAUGCCAGUGCUGGACGAGGACCUCGACGCCGCGCGCCGCAUCUACGAGACGAACGUCUUCGGCCCACUGGCGAUUACCAAGGCAUUUGCGCCGCUGGUGAUCAACGCGCGGGGGAGCAUGGUGUUUAUCACGUCGAUUGCGGGCGCUUCCAAGCGCUCCCUGGAGAUCAUCGCCGAGACGCUCCGGCUGGAAAUGGCCCCCUUCAACGUCAAAGUCCUGUCGAUUGUUACUGGGGCGGUGAGGACGAACGGGCAGACGUAUUUUGAUGAUCUCAGGCUUCCUGAGGACUCGCUGUACAAGACUGUCGAGGAUACUGUGGUUGCGAGAGCGGGCGGCGAGGAUGGGGCGACUCGGAUGACCGCGGAGGAGUAUGCGGCGCGGGUUGUCAGGGCGAUCACGGCGGGGCGGCAGGGGAAAUUCUGGUGUGGGAAUAUGGCUGGGAGUGUUUGGUUUGGCUCGACAUAUUUGCCGCAGAGGAUUAUGGAUAUUGGUUUGGUGAAAGGGACGGGAUUGGAUGAGUUGGGGGGCGAUGCAAAGAAGGAUUAG